Spodoptera frugiperda (fall armyworm) is the source of this 579-nucleotide messenger RNA. It is a transcript of the gene Cmc1, whose product is annotated as COX assembly mitochondrial protein homolog. The record is from RefSeq and is a predicted model, not a curated record. The coding region runs from base 137 to 490 and encodes 117 amino acids. Gene Ontology annotation, cellular component: mitochondrion. Lineage: Eukaryota; Metazoa; Arthropoda; Insecta; Lepidoptera; Noctuidae. The transcript is spliced from 2 exons.
GUCAACUGUCAAAAUAAUCGGUAUCAGGCGGUGCACCACGAUUAUUUCAAUUUCAUCUCUUUGAAUUUCAUUAUUGUCUAAUUGUUAUUCUUACGCAAGUUACGCAGAAUUAAUUUAAUUCGCAUAUAAAAACAGAAUGGCUGAAAAAUCUGUUUUACCGAGUAAGCUCUCGGAAGGGCCCCAUGGCUUAGGUGAUCCUGAAGAUAGAAGCUUGCGCAAAGUCGAGAGAGAUGUAUUGAUUCCGAAACUUAUUAGGGACAAGGCAAAGAAAGAAAAAUGUAUUCAGGAAGUAGCCGACUUUGAAAGUUGUUGCAAGGAUUCGUCCCUUCUGAUGGUCGUGAAGUGUAGGAAUCAAAAUUCUGCGCUAAAAGACUGCUUGAGCGCGUGGUAUCAAAAUGAGGAUUUCAGAAAGCUAUGUACUGAAGAAUACUUGGCACAAAGAAGUGAAUACAGAAGAACUGGCAUCAGGAAACCUAUCAAAAGGGCUUAGCUUGCUGUAGUACAGAUAUGUUGUUAAAGGUUAAAAUAUUGUUAUUAGAAUUGUAUAAAUAUAAAUAAAAAUCAAUUUAGUCAUCUUCA